Messenger RNA from Cuculus canorus (common cuckoo), 3085 nucleotides. RefSeq names its product neuropeptide Y receptor Y2 (gene NPY2R). Lineage: Eukaryota; Metazoa; Chordata; Aves; Cuculiformes; Cuculidae. The transcript is spliced from 2 exons. Gene Ontology annotation, cellular component: membrane. The record is from RefSeq and is a predicted model, not a curated record. Gene Ontology annotation, biological process: G protein-coupled receptor signaling pathway. Gene Ontology annotation, molecular function: neuropeptide Y receptor activity. Bases 141 to 1298 code for a protein of 385 amino acids.
CCGACCCGCCCCGUCCCGCCCCCCCGCGGCGUGCGGCCACCGCCGCCGCCAAACUUUGGACGGGGCGCGCGGUGCCGCUGCCCGGGGAGGAGAGCGCUGCCCCGGGACAGCUCUGUUGCUUACACAAGGCUGCUGCAAGGAUGGGGCCACUGGAAACAGGAGGUGAAGAAAACCAGACAGAUGGAAUGAAAACGGAGCUGUUCACCAAGCUUUACUUGCCGAGAUACACCACGCUGCCCAAUGAAUUGGCUCUGGAUCCUAAGCCAGAACUGAAGGACAGCACAACGCUAGUUGAAGUGCAGAUAAUCCUCAUCUUUGCUUACUGCUCCAUCAUCCUGCUGGGGGUGAUCGGAAAUUCUCUCGUGAUCCAUGUGAUUAUCAAGUUCAAAAGCAUGCGUACAGUGACUAACUUCUUCAUUGCCAACCUGGCCGUGGCUGACCUGCUGGUGAAUACAUUGUGUCUGCCCUUCACUUUGGUUUACACGCUGUUGGGUGAAUGGAAAUUGGGCCCGGUCUUAUGCCACCUGGUUCCUUAUGCCCAGGCUCUUGCUGUGCAUGUGUCUACUGUUACUUUGACUGUGAUUGCUUUGGAUCGGCAUCGCUGCAUCGUCUACCACUUGGAAAGUAAAAUCUCUAAGCGUAUCAGCUUCCUGAUUAUAGGAGUUGCCUGGACAGUCAGUGCCUUGUUGGCGAGUCCUCUGGCCAUCUUCCGUGAGUACUCACUGAUUGAGAUCAUACCUGACUUCAAGAUUGUGGUCUGCUCUGAGAAGUGGCCAGGGGAAGGGCAGCUCAACUAUGGCACCAUCUACAGCAUCUCCAUGCUCCUGAUCCAGUACGUGCUGCCUCUGGCCAUCAUCUCCUAUGCCUACACCCGUAUAUGGACCAAGCUCAAGAACCAUGUUAGUCCUGGUGCAGGGAAUGACCACUAUCACCAGCGCCGGCAGAAAACCACCAAGAUGCUGGUGAGUGUGGUUGUGGUGUUCGCUGUCAGCUGGCUGCCGUUUCACACCUUCCAGCUAGUCAGUGACAUUGACAGUCAGGUGUUAGACUUGAAAGAGUACAAACUGAUCUACACAGUGUUUCAUGUCAUUGCCAUGUGCUCAACGUUUGCUAACCCCCUUCUCUAUGGCUGGAUGAAUAACAACUACAGGACGGCCUUCCUCACGGCAUUCCAGUGCGAGCAGCGUCUGGACUCCAUCCACCCUGAAGCACCAGCAGCUUUCAAAGCCAGGAAGAAACUAGAAGCAAAGAGGAUUCAAUUCCCCGGACACUCUUUCACACAACCUACCAAUGUCUAAGAUGUCUCACUUCAAAGAAGAAAAGAAUGUGUUGUGGACAAAGGGAUAAAUCCAUUUUGACACAUGCAUUUUUAAUGCACAGUUUUAUUCAUAAAUGGUGAACGAAAAGUAGCAGUAAAGUCAAGGCAGGUGGUAUGAUUAGAGAAGAGUUGAUGGGCAUCAAGAGUAUGUAACCAUUCAAUAUGAAGGAAAUAAAAGGGAGGUGAUACACUGUUCAUGGCUGUUUCCAACAGGGUAAGAUGGGCAAUUCCCAUCCCAUCUCUUUUUGACAAAUCUAAAUGACAAAGACAGAGUUUGCUGGUUUUGCUAUAGGAAGGCAAAUGGCUGAUUUGUAGCACAGGAAUAUUGAUGGUGGGAGCAGGUAAUUUUUAUAUUGGAUAGGGAGAUCAGAGAAAGCAAAAGCAUGCCAGGAAAAUGAAGUCUGUCCUGGGGAAAAUGGGCUGUGCUGGUUAAACCUCAAACUUUUCAGACCCCCUUCUCUCUCACAGGCAGAUAAGGGAAUUAAGAAGAGAAAUGUGUUACUAUUUUUUUGGCUUGUAGUGAAGUACUUAAAACCACAGUAUUUGAAAUUAAUUAGGCGAAAAAAAGGAAAGAGGAAAGGAAAAAACCCACCCAAACACAGAUUCCAUGUGAGGAAUGGUCAUAUUUUUAUAUAAAAUUAAAUGUGGGUUUUGGUCAAUCAAAUGGGGCAAAAAUUCUUUCCUUAAGAACUUGCUGCGGUUGUGCUGGUGAGAAAAUCACAAGCCUGUGACUGUAUCAGUCAUUCCCUGCAGAACCCUACCUUUCAUUCAGUGCUGGGAACAACUCACGAAUGCAGUGCUUUCAACUGGCAUUUGAGGGCAGGGAUGCAGGCUCAGGUCUUCUGUAAGCACUUCAUAAACUGCCAAUAUUUUAAUUUUCAGGACCUGCUUAAAUGUCUAAUGUGUUAUUAACUCCACAGGCUUUGAAUUGUUGCUCCUUUCUUCCUGGAUAAUAAAACAGCAGUUAAUUUUGAUCCUCUGGAAAGGCUGCUAGAUGGUAAUGUGCUUUUCCUUAUUGUAGUUUUAUGUCACACACUCAUCUCGUUUGGAGCUUUUUCCAUCUUGUAAAAAUAAGUGUAUCUGAAUGACUGUAACCUAAUAACAGUAUGCUAGGCUUAUGUGAUAACUUAUCAGUUAUUUUGCAUGCUGUAGUUAAUAGUUAAAUUCCUUUAUUGCUCAGGUAUAAAAUUUUAAUCUGUUUACUGUGUUGUACACAGCAAUGUUCAACUCUUUUGUGUCUUUGUUUAGCCUCUUUGAUUAAAGAGACAAAGAAAAUUUCAAUCCAUGCUUAUUCCAAGCUGCCCUGUUGCUUAUCUAGAAUAAAAAUAAGUGUGAUACUUUCACUUGGAGUCUCUUUCCACAACUACAUUUCAGCUGCCUCAUUUUUUUUCUCUCUAUUUUUCAUUGUUUCUAACUUAAUUGUGUUCUCUCUUACAAAUUAAAACCCAACAAAACUCCGCAAUACUGAAGUGUUAGAAUUGUAAUGAAUGGUAUCAGAUCUUUAUCAAGUGGAGAAAUUCUUGUUAGUAUAUGCAGUAUGCAGCACCAUGCUUUAAAUAUCCAUGAAAUCAUUUGGACUUGGAUUUUCAUGAACAGAGAAGAGAGGUCUAGAAAAUUAAGUAGUGUUUACUUAAGCAGGAGAAGUAUCCAUCAUUCUUAAACAGUUUUAAAAAAAAAUAGAUUAAUUUUCAACCAUGUUGAGAAUAUGAUAUUGUCCACAAGUUAUUUUUGGCUGAGUAUUAAUAAUAUAAAAUAUGUAAGCUCGAA